UGGUGGGGUGCGUGAGAGAAGGAUCGUGGUACUCGGCGCUGCUCUCCACCAUGAGUGCUAUGAGGACGUGAGAACUGCACUCCCCCGUCAUGAACAACCGCGGCAACCCUAACCAUCCUAUCUUUCCAAGUUUGGUGGGGCCCUGGCCCGGCUAUGUCCCCAGCACCCACUCCCCUGUCUGUCCUGUCCCGCGGUUCCCCUAUAGUGUCUCAGGCACGCGUACACACCAGGGCUACGUCCCCGGUGGUGUAGUACGCGGUCCAGCACCAUAUGUCGGACAUACAAGCUCUCCGCCGCCUUCCCUACACACCCGCAGCGGCAUUAGUUACUCGUCCUCUGAAAGGGCCAGACGCAUGUCUCCCUCCGUACCCCGUCACCUCCCUCAAGAUGGCGUCAUUGACGCUGACCCAGUGGUGUUCAACGCUGGGUUCACCUUCAGGAUGGGGAAUGAAACCCAUGUGCACAAGCACGUGGAGGCGCGACCUGCCUACACAGUUCCGGAGGCUCAGUCGUCAAACCUCACCCGCCAGAUCGACAAGUUUCUUAAGAAGACAGACCACAUGCUGGACCGGUACACAGCCAUCGUGGAAUCCCGCUCCUCAAGCGGCUUGGCGGGUAGAAGAGGCAAGUCUUUGACCCCAGGGCGAGGGCUGGACGACUCACCUGAUCCUUCUCUGUGUCUCUCCCACCGCGCCCAACGUUCCACCUCUGCCGCCUCCAUCGCCGUCAAGGCCGAGAAACACUUGGAGUCCUUAAGUCGUAUCACUGGCACUAAGAAGACGGCCCCCAUUGCCGAACAUGAAGAAGACGGCGAUCUGGACUCUUCAAGUAGCGAAUCCUUCGAUGAGUUCGACACGGACAACGACGUUCUGCGCUCCAACGAUGUGUUCGACAUCUCUGACGAUACUUCAGCAGACCUGAGCAAGCUUUCCGCCAUCGAGGCCGACGGAGACAGAGAACGCAGAGCCUCGUUCGACCCAUUGCUGCUGGAUGACUUGAGUUCGGACAGUGACGACGAAUACUUCGAUGUUGUGGCCGUGCCAGGCCUUCGGCCCCAACCGCUGGCCACUCAGAACCCAACCAAGCCUUCCACUGCAGUGCAUCCUCAGAAGCAACAACAUAUUCAACCCCCUCACAUACCACCUACACAUAGCCAAAGUUUACCAGCUGUAAACAAAGGCAUGGUUGCUAGGAGAAUGGGAAGUACUCCAGGCCAGCCAGUAGGUACAGCAGUAGUAAACAAACCAUCAGAAACUAAAACAGCAGUAAACAAAACGACACAAGAUUCAUCAGCAUCACCUGCAGCUGUUAAACCAACAAGCCCUGUUGAUGUUAAGUUAACAAAUAGCUCAGUGCAGUAUAUUCCGUCAUCUGCUAGAAUUUCUGGUAUUAUAGAAGACCAAUCCCAUGAGAAGGCCAAAGUGUGUGUGCCUAGUAAAGUUGGUGUAAGUGCUAGGAAGGAAGGUUUACAAAACUCACCCAAGAAAUAUCAGGCACCUCAACCUCCCUCAGCUACUAAGCAUCCAGAAGGCAAACAAAGGACAACCAUACCAGAUAAAGAAGAAUCGGCUUUACCCAAUAUGGAACAGUCUACUGCACCAGAUGUAGGAACAAAGGUUUUACCAAAUAAACAGAAUCAUACUCUCUUGGAUAAACAAAAACUUACACUACCAGAUAAAAAACCUCCAGAUAAAGUAGCAGCAGCUCACGAAUCACAGGUCAACACUACAUUGAAUAAACAGGCCUCUGGGCUAGCCUCUCCAGAGUGUAAUUCACAUGAAACACCCACAUUACCUUCCAUUAAACCUGCUAACAAAGAAGGCAAUCCAGCUGUCACAGGGAAAGAUAAAGCCAGUGGUUCACUCUCAUCCUCAGAGCCAUCAGGUGCCCACCAGACAACAGUUUCUCCUCAUUUACCACCAGACAAAACAACAGCAAAGACAACGCAGCUGCUUAAUGGUGACCAGAAGCCUCACACAUCACCUGUAGGUCGAAAAGUACGUGCUGGAAGUCCCGUCCCGGAUAACACUGCAGUUGUGGGUAUCAAAUUAGCACCAACUGUGGUAACUGGGAAAUUGGAAAUUGCUGCAAGUGAUGGUUCUGCAACUGUGAAAGAAGAUUCCUUUAGUGAAAAUAAAGUAUCAUCACAUACCAAAGUAAAAGGCUCUGAUGGAGUUGCAGAACCAAAGGAUAACAGCACAUCAAGUAAACAGUCAAGUGUUGAGAGUAAUCAACAAAGAAACAAAGAAUCUGUUAAAGUUGACAGCGUAACGAGUGAAUCCUCAUCAAGGGAGAGUGAGAAAAAAUUGGCAAAUGGCAUAGUGGUAGAUAACAAUGUUAAGAAAGAUAAAGUUAGUAGUAAUGAUAAAUAUCAAAAUGAACUCCAAACAAACAAGGUGCCCAUAAGUAAGGACAGAGAGAAUGUUGUCAACCAUGUUCAGAGUGAGAAUUCAAAAAAUACAGGUAUAAAAAAUAAAAGAAAUGCAAAAGACGAUGAAUUUAACAUUGAUAGAAGCAGCAGAUGUAGUUCAGUGGCAAGUGAUGCUUCACGUGCAGUUUCUCCUGACAUUUCACUGAGAUCUGGAGCUAAGCGAAGCAGGAGUGGGAAAUUAGCUGCUGUUGUGAACAUGUGGGAGACUGAUGAAGUUUCACAAAAAAGUGAAAAGGUAAAAUCUAAAUCAUCUACCCCAAAGAUUGGUAAAAUCUCUGGUCUGGCAAGUGUAUUUGAAGGAGAGAAAAGUGCCACAUCAGCCAAGGUUGAUGUUUCCAAAAAUUUUAAUAAAUUAAAAUCUCCAUAUAGUCCGCCAUUUUCACCAGAGAGAAAGCCGAUUGAAACGAAGGUUUCCAAUAUUGCUGGCAUCAGUACAGCUAAAUUUGGUGAUGUUACAAAGUUUAAAAAGCCAAGUGAACCCAGGAAGACGGUAAAUAAUAAGAAUGCACCAGAUACUGAAAAAACGAAAGUGGUAGAUAAAGAAGCAGUAAAGGAUAAGGAUCCUAACAAAAAGAGUGAUGAUGAAAAAAAAGAGAAUGAUAUUGGUAAAAAGACUGGAGAACCAGUUGUCCCUCAUAAAAAUCAGAAGGAAGAGAAUCGUGAGAAGCAUAAUGAUGUCCAGAAGAGUGGUACAACUGCAGUAAAAGAAUGUGGUGAAAAAAUUGCCAAUGGAGAUAUAAACUUGGGUGAUAGUAGCAUAUCAGUUGAAGAAGAAAGCAAGGAAAAGAAGAGGAAAAAGAAGAUUAAACCCAGUACAACAUCCAGUGAAGCAGUCGUCAGUACAGCUACAGAGAAGAUUGCUGAUGAUGCAUUACUCAAAGGAAGUUCUGCUGAAUCCAAGUCUACUGUUGAUAAAGACAUUAAAGCUGCCAAAGUUAAAGAUACUGAAUCUGAAGUCUUCAAAAAUAAAUCUAAGAACGCUGAAGCUAAGGCUACUGAAUGUAAGGACACCAAGGUCAAGGCUGCAGAUUCAGUGAAUGCCCAAGUGGAAUCUGUUGGAACUAAAGACAUUAAGGUUGAGUCUGCUGGAUCUGUGGAUGCUACAGUGAAGGAUACAGGAUCAAAGGGCACUAAGAAUGAGCCUACUGAAUCCAAGGACUCCAUAGUUAAGGUUAUCAAUUCUGAGGACACUAAAGUUAUGUCACCUGGAGCUAAGGAUGUCAAACUCAAAGCUGCUGAAGUAAACAAUGCCAAAAUUGAGAGCACUAAGACCACUGAAAUAAAAAAGGAUGAAUGUGAAGCUACUAAGGACAAGGUUACCGAGUCUAAGGUCACCAUAGUUAAUGGUACCGAGUCAAAGCCCACCAAAGACAAGGAUAAUGAAUCUAAGGUCAUCAAAGUGAAGACUGCUGGAGGUGAAAUAAGUCGUAUGGAAGCAACUGCCACAGAGAUAACAAACAUUAAAGUCACUGAUGCUAAAACAACCAGUGUUGAAGCCACAGUUAGUAAAACAACCACAGGUGAAGCCACUAUUGAAAAGACAAAUAAAACUGAAACUAUUGAUGCAAAGGCUACUGGUGUUAAACUGAUUGAUGACAAGUCAACCAGUGUAAAUACCAUUGAGGCAAAGAUAAGCAGUGCUAUACCUUCAGAUACAAAGAGAACCAGUGUUGAUUCUACUGGUGUAAUAGCAAACAAAACCGAAUCAACUAAAACUGAAGCUAAUAAUACUCAGGUAGAUAAAACAGGAACGCCCAGUUGUGUGAAUACAGCAGUAGAAGUCAUGACCAUGAAUAUUAAAGAUAGUGGUUUAAAUGCUGCCCCUACAGGUUUAUCUAAUGAAGCUAAAUUAAACACCAGUAUAUCCCCUGUUAGUGCUCCAGUUUCAGAAGCGGUUGCUGCUUCUGAUACCUGUUCUGCUAAGGAAAAUGAAGCCACUAAAUCUAAAGAAACUGUAAAUAAAAAAGAAGUACCAAAGAAAGAUAUGUUAGGAGGUAUAAAGUCUUUAAUGGAAACUGUAGCAAAGAGUGGUAAAACUUUGGAAGACAAACUUUCCAUAAAUGGUCUGCAGUUUGGAAAGAAAUCCUCAAAAACAGAGACUCCAAAAGAGAUGAUUCAGACCCAGUCUAAGAACAUUGAUGAAGUUAUUGAAAGAGCAUCUAAAGCACUUCCUGAGCUUGAAACAGAAGUGGAGGCCCUGAUAAAAGAAGCAUCGAUUCUCAUUGCGAAAAAUGAAUUACUUACUAAUCCAUCCACAUCAGCAGCUUCAAAUGCAGCAAUAUCACGGGCUGACAAACAGUCCAAGAUUGGAAAGCAUCGUUCAACAAGCUCAGGUGAAGAAGGAGAAGACGAAGUUUAUGUGGAUGCAAUAGAUCCCUCUCAGCUAGAUACCCUGAUGCCUCUUCCUGUUGUGGAUAAUGAAAGGGAGCGGCGUUCACGUUCACACACUCCUCUGGAAGGUCCUGAGAGGUCUCCAUCAUCUCGAUCCGUCGUUGCAAAAACUGAAGCCAUUCUCUCCGAAACUGAUCGAAUUCUCCGUAGGUCCCGCUCUGACAAGUCUCUGAGAAGGUCUUACAGCCGUACAAUGUCUGCAGCAGCACUUCACAAAUCAGCGCAGUUGGUAUUAGAGGCCAAAUGUGAACUUCAAACAUGUGGAUUGGUAUGCAGUCUGGCAGAAGUGACAGCUGAUCUGUCAGAAGAACACAGCACAGCACAUUUGGCAGGGGAGAGGCUCGAAGCAGAGCAAGCUGAGAGGAUGAAGCUCGAGAAGGAAGUUGAGAGACUCCAGACGGAUAUGAGGCACAUGACAACAGCCAAUGGGAAGCUGGAGAUGGAAAAACAAGCAUUGCGCUCAGAAGUUCUUUCAGUGGCUGACUUCAAUGGCGAUGCCGACCAUGAUGAAGAUGAUGCUGCAGAAGCCUCUCUUUAUAAACGCAAGUAUGAAUGGUGCCUCAGAGAAAUUGAACUCCUGAAGAAGCAGCUCAAGCAACAACAAGAGGAUGACCUUGACCACUUACUCCUCAUGAAGAAACAGCUAGAGAAAAAGUUAUCAGAUGCUUAUGAGGAAACUGAAGAACAACGACAGGUUGUGGCUCAGAUGAAGCGCAAGUCUCAGCGAUUACAGGCAGAAUUGAAUGACCUUAAGAUAUUACUUGAAGAACAAACCUCUCGGAACAAUUUGCUGGAGAAGAAACAAAGAAAGUUCGACCAAGACAUGAUGGGAGUGCAGGAAGAGUUACGACAUGAACGUGCCAACAAGGAGAAAAUCCAGAGGGAGCGAGACCAAAUCCUAUCUGAGAAAUACUCCUUUGAACAAGAAGUAUCUACCUUGAAGCUGGAACUAGAGUUGAAGGAGGAGAAAAUAGCAUCCCUCAGCCGUGAGCUGGAGGACCUUAGCUUCACUGGGAAAGUGGAAGAGGAAGUUGCUACCUUGAAAAAGGCAAAACAUGAUCUUGAGCUGCGAGUUAAGGACCAGGAGGAAGAGCUAGAUGACUUGGCAGGGCAAGUUCAGAUGUUGGAAGGAGCUAAAGUGCGUCUGGAAAUGAGUAUAGAACAAAUGAGGAAAGAAAAUCGACGAGAAGUAUCACAGCGUGAGGAAGAGCUCGAGGAAGUCAGAAUUUCAGCCCAGAAGAAGGUUAAAGCUUUGGAAGCACAGCUUGAAAAUGAGCAUGAAGAGAGGACUCUACUCGUACGUGAGAAGCAUGAGCUGGAGAGGCGUAUAACAGAGCUACAAGACCGAACAAUUACUCAUGUUGAUGAAGAUUACAUACAUAAACUGAAGAAGGAGUUGAAGAAGACCAAGGCACUCUUGCGUGACACUCAGACUAUGUUGGAGAAGUCUCAGUCUGAGGGUGGCCAUAAACUCUUAGUCAGACAGCUAAAAACACAGCUGGAAGAUGCAGAGUUUGCAAAGACUGCAGCUCUUAAGGCCAGACAGUGUGCUGAUGCAGAUAUUUCUGAACUGUCCAUCCAACUGGAAGAAGCACAACGGGCCAAGAAGGAGUCUGAAGACAGAUGUGCCAGAAUUUCCAAGGAUAGAGCUGAAGUACAAACACAGCUGGAAGAAAGUGAAGAGGAAGUGGCUGAAGUGAUGAAGAAGUACAAGUCAGUGGUGUCACAGCUGUCUGUUGACCAAAUCACCUUAUCAGAGCAGUCACAACAAAUUGCUGAACUGGAGCAUGAAAAACAGGUCCUCCAAGAGCGGAUGUUAGAAUUGACCAGUAAGGUGGAGGUGCUAGAAGGAGAGACUGCCAAUAUCCACACUCAGCGCCGCCUUGAGAUGAAAAUUAAAGAAAUAGAAUCUAAAUUGGAGUUGGAACAAACCACCAGGCAGAGAUUAGAGAGUCAGAUUGGUAGGUUGAAAGACCAAAUUGAGCGAAUAUCAAGUGAAUGUGAUUCAGCUCAUCAGAAGGAGUCACAGGCUUUGGAACAGAGCAAGAAGAUUGGUCGUCAAUUGCGUGAGGCCAAAGAGGACUUGUCAGCCCUGCAGCAAAAGCACACAGAUGUAUUUAACAAAAAAGGAGAGCUUGAAAAACAACUUGAACUUGCAGAUUCUGAAGUGAUUACUCUCAAGAGUGACCUUAAACUUGCUUUCAAGAGAAUUGAAGAUCUCCAGCAGGCUAUCCAGGGUGACAUUAAUGACUCGGACUCCGACAUAUCUGACAGUGACAGCGACAGCGACGGCAGCUUGAGCUCAUAUCUGACUGCGUCCUUGAGGCAUCAGAGGUCCUCCUCCAAUUCUACGCUUCGCACUCCUCCCUCUGAAGUGCAGCAGCUUGACAGAAUGGAACAACCCAAUUCCCCUUGUAGCGAAGCCAUGUCAGCCAUCAGUGAAGAUCUCGAUGAUGCCUCAAACAAGGAAUCCUAUGCGUGAUAGUUUGUACUUAGUAUACCUGUGGAUCUAUUAUUAUUAUAUUAUACAGAAUUUUAUAAUGUGUGAAGAGUAAAUAGCAUCUUAUAAUUGCUGCAGUUCAUGCUUGAUUGUGAGAACCUUGACUGUGACUGAUCCAGUGAUGAUUGGUAAUCACAAGUACUGGAGAAGUGACCGAGCUUUAAAUAGGUAUUGUAUAUAUGUACAGGAACUGAACAUGUUUGAUGAGAAAGUCUUUUCUCUCUUUCUUUCUCUUGAUCUAUUUCUGAAUGGUGCUCAACUUGUGAAGCAAAGUCUUUAAACAUAUUUUUUUCUCUCUUCUCCUCUGUAAUCACUUGUUAACAGUGACAUUCCCAAUGUGUUCUUUCUAGUGUGCAACUUUGGAACCUUUUUUUAUUUUUUCAAGUGGAUGAUCCAUAGGAGAAAAACUAUUUCUAAUGUAUUGGUAACAUUACGUUUGUUGACAUAUUAUAUAUAUCCGAGACAAAUUUUACAUCCACAUCAAAUGUCAUUCUUAGAAUGAGCAGAGUGAUACUUUGUCUCUGGAUCAUCCACCAAUGCAAAUUUUGUUAUGCAUAAUAUGAUACAGUACUACAGUUCCCUAUUCUUUGCCUGUGCAUUUUGUCUAUUUUUCUUAAGACACCUUUUCCUUGGAUAAGCAUUUUGAUUACCAUAGAAAAGACCUUAGUGUGAGCUUUAUCUACACUAUAUGAUUAUAGUUGUAUGUAUCUGAGAGACAGAAUAAGUUGCUUGCUGUCAAGUGAUAUACUUGGUCAUUAAUGGCUCACAUCAUUCCCCAAGGAGAAAGGUGCAAUAUUAGUCAUAUUUCCUUGAAAUUGAUUUCUAUAAAUAUCUAAUGCAUAGUCCCAGUUGUUGGAGAAUUUUUUCUUAUGCUGCUGUGACUACCUUCCACUUACAAGUCAUAUCCCUUGCAUUGAAUCUAUACAAUACACAGCCUUCUGCAUUCCUCAGUGGCAUUAACUAUCUGUUAUGCUUUUGUCCCUUCUUUUAGUGUACAGUUUAUAUAAAGAUAAAACUUUGCUUGCCUUAUUAUUUACUAAUAGGAACAUUAAGUGAUCUGAUUCUGUCUUGUAACAAGACUUGGAUCCUAGUGCCACUGAGGAUGCCCUAUAACCUGCUUCCCAUCUCUUCCAUGUUAGAAGAGUGGAGACAGCCCAGCACUGUAACUUUCUGCUCACUAUAAGGACUUACCAGAGGUGAUGACCUUGUCCAAUUUUUUGUAAUAUAAUUUGGGGAGGGUUAAUGUGCUGGAAAGUACUGUACUUAAAUUUGCUUGUCAGUUUAUAUGCAUAAAAUUCUUUUUCCAUUCAGAAUGUGCCCACAGUGUCCAUAUGACUUGUUAUGACAGUUCUUUCUUAAACAAAGUAGGAAAUUAAUAGGUUACCUAGUGUCCUGACAGCUAAAUGGUAAUAUAGAAAAUGUAACCUAACUUAAAUUUCUUACUCAGUUGGUAUGUUUAUAACAUAAAACAUAUGUUAGUACAUAGUAAUGUUUUAUGAUGACAGUUCUUCCAGUUUGGCAUUCAGCUUGCAUAAAUAUGGCUGCCAACAAGCAAAACAAUGUUUUGUAACAUUUUAUGACUGCUUUUGCAGUCUGACAUCCAGCUUGCAUAGACUUCAUGAAGAUUUUACAAGAACUCUGAUGUGAAAAUUAAAAAAUAAGGGACAUUCGUUGAAGAUAUUUUCUUUGCAUUUUAGGAAUAUAUUCAUAAUGUAUUUUUUUAUCAAUACCCGUUUAUCCCUUUGGACCUACAGAUUACCACCAUCUCUGGAUUACUUAAAGGAACUGUAUUAUUGUAACAAGAAUAUUAUUUUUAUUCUUAGAGUUAUUUAUUAUUUAUAUAGUUUUGCCUUGUAGAUCAUUUAGAUCUUCCUUUCCCUACUAGCAAAGCUCAUCUAAGAAAUCUAUUACUGAUGCAUAAUUAUAUGAACCUUGAGAAGAUGGUUUGUAAUGAUUUGUACGGAAUUUACAUUAUAGAUAUGUACAGUUUACAGUAAGACUAACGUGAGUA
Molecule: messenger RNA, 9333 nt
Organism: Homarus americanus (American lobster)
Lineage: Eukaryota; Metazoa; Arthropoda; Malacostraca; Decapoda; Nephropidae
Product: calponin homology domain-containing protein DDB_G0272472-like
Exons: 17
Coding region: 90-7304 (2404 amino acids)
Cellular component (GO): myosin complex
Source: RefSeq, a predicted model, not a curated record